Peromyscus maniculatus bairdii (prairie deer mouse) is the source of this 1264-nucleotide messenger RNA. It is a transcript of the gene Prss37, whose product is annotated as serine protease 37. Gene Ontology annotation, cellular component: acrosomal vesicle. Gene Ontology annotation, molecular function: serine-type endopeptidase activity. The record is from RefSeq and is a predicted model, not a curated record. Gene Ontology annotation, biological process: proteolysis; positive regulation of acrosome reaction. Lineage: Eukaryota; Metazoa; Chordata; Mammalia; Rodentia; Cricetidae.
AUUAAGUGACUCUUAGAGGGUUCAGAGUAAACCAUUAGGGACAUGCUCUCCCUUAGCCAAGGUAGAGAAUCCUGUUCCUCACAGCUCUGUCCUCAGAACCUCUGCAAGAUAAGUCUUGAGCCUGAAGCUUCUCUUUACAGACAGUUGAACUAACUAUAGUCCAAGGAGCUUUUAGGAAAAUAGCACAGAGGAGGAUGUGGACUCAGAAGUCUACCAAACCUUGCCUGAAGUCUCAAUAGAAGCAUCGUCUCCUGCUUCUCCAGUCUUCUUACCUGGAGGCAUCUCCACCUGCUCCUUAUGCCUAGAGCUCUUUCCUGAUCCCACCAACUGCCGCUACCUACCCAUAUCUGCUGGGUCUGGUAGACAUUGCAGAAGAAACAAGUGAACAGGGAAUUCUAGCCUCUGCUGAUCUCUUUAAACCUCACAAGGAAAGAGCCGGACCAUCAUGAAACUAAUUUUUUACUUGACCAUCCUAGCUGGGACAGCUUUAUUCACUCACUCUGUGCAGAAAGAGGACCAUGCUCCAUAUAUAGUCUACCUCAAGUCUAACUUCAACCCCUGUGUGGGUGUCCUCAUCAAGCCCAGCUGGGUACUGGCGCCAUCUCACUGCUAUUUACCAAAUCUGAGGGUGAUGUUGGGAAAUCUCAAAAGCAGAAUCCGAGAUGGGACAGAGCAGACAAUUCAACCUGUCCAGAUUAUCCGCUACUGGAACUACAGCCACAGUGCCCCACAGGAUGACCUCAUGCUUAUUAAAUUAGCUAAGCCUGCCACCUUCAACCACAAAGUCCAGGUCCUUCCCAUCGCCACUACCAAUGUCCGGCCAGGCACUGUCUGUACACUUUCAGGUUUGGACUGGAGUGAGAACAACAUUGGCAGGCACCCCGACUUAAGGCAGAAUCUGGAGGCUCCAGUGAUGACUGACAAAGACUGCCAGAAAACUCAACAAGGAAGCAGCCACAGAAACUCCUUAUGUGUCAAAUUUGUGAAAACCUUCAGCCGAAUUUUUGGGGAGGUGGCUGUGGCUACUGUCAUUUGUAAAGGCAAGCUCCAGGGAAUUGAAGUUGGACACUUCAUGGGAGGGGACGUUGGCAUCUAUACCAAUGUUUACACCUAUAUACCAUGGAUUGAGAAAAACAUUAAGGAAAGGGUGAAAUGAUGCCCAGCUUUUCCCUCUGCAUCUCAUUGUCUCUGCCAUUGACUGAAGGAGUUCACAUGUCCCCUAAACUCAAAUAAACUCUCCAAGCAGAAAGAUUGGGAUGCAGCA